Arabidopsis arenosa is the source of this 3133-nucleotide messenger RNA. The record is from the annotation of a GenBank genome assembly. NCBI's taxonomy places the organism in Eukaryota, Viridiplantae, Streptophyta, Magnoliopsida, Brassicales, Brassicaceae.
AUGGGAGCUUAGUCGUUGUAGCUUGCAUUAAUGGAUAAAACCAGAGAAGCUCGAAGAUCAACGACAACCAUGGCUGCCUCAAAUGGAGUAACAAAACGGAGACAGAGACUCUCAGAAAACAGUCGUGAGCAGAUGCAUCAGGAGGUGGCGACGGUGAGAGAUCGACCGGGGAAGAAAGAGCGAGAUCCGGAAUCGUUCAAUCGGAGUAAGAGGAGAAGAAGCGAGAGGUUCGCGCCGAGGAACGAGAGAGAUGUGGAAGAAGAUAGCUCGGAUGAUAGUCAAGGAGACGAAGAUGUUCAGCAAAAUCAUCAGAGGAAGAGCUUCCCGUCGGGUCGAAUCCCCAGGCAUGCGGCGUCUUUGAAGGUCACCGAUAAAAUGAUCGGCGUAGCUGUCCCGAGAAAGGCUCGCUCAGCAUGUAUAAAGAGGUCGCAUGACUGCCGGACUUCCUCGGGAAGCGGUGGAGGAGGAUUUAGAGAAGACCGGCAAAGACCUCCAUCUUCUCCGGGAAGCCAUAGCUUUGAAGUUGUUUCACCGUCUUCUUCAACUCUUUCCGUCAAGCAGAAGAUUGUAAACGGAUCCAAAUCCCGGAUACCCAAGCCACCGAAAUCCUCCGGCACGGCUGAGGACGACUUGGAGAUCGAAAUAGCAGAGGUGCUCUCCGGAUUGAAAAAGCAGCCUCAUAUCUCUAAGAGAGGAAACGAUUCGGAGAAUUUCCAAAAAUCAUCGGAGGUUAAAGGUGUAGAGAUUUGCGGUUUAAUCACUUGUAAAGCGAGAAUCGAUUCAGCCAACAUUGAUAAAUCUACCAACGGAACUAAAACAUCGUUAGUAGUCUUCGCUGAUAUUCACAAGGAGAAAGAACCAAGGCAAGAUAAAGAGAGGCUAGAUUCGGAGGUGUCAAAAGGGGUUUCACAUGGUCCACAAUUGGAAAACAACAAAGAUUUUGAGAGUCAUUCUAGUAGUAGUAAGCUCGAUAUGGAUCUCAUGGUUCCUCCAACAAUGCCUUCCUCGCCAGGGAGAGUUUCUCUUCUUCCACUGGUUUCUGAUUAUUGCAAGCGAGAUAGUUCUCUAAAGAGCAAAGAGAAUGUUACUGUCAAGUCUCCAGAAGAAGUCAAACAGAAGAAGGUUGAAAAACGUGAAUGGCUGAAUCUUGAUAUAGAGGGUCCCAACCAAGAGACCGGCAGAGACUCUAAUUUAAGCUUACAGAAUUUGGAUUGGAGCCAACCUCAGCUGGCUAAAUCUGCUCAGCAGAGUUCAGUCUUACCUUUGCCAGUAGCUGUAGGCAGCUCGCCUAGCGGGGUUCCUCCUCGGGGAUAUGUACCCCAGACCGGUAAACCUGUGGAUGGGAGCAAUGGAUCUUCUACUUUGGUGCAGCCUAGGCCUAAAAGGUGUGCCACACACUUUUUCAUUGCUCGGAACAUUCAGCUACAUCAGCAUUUCGUCAAAACAAACCAUCUCUCUACACCAAGCAAAGGUUCUGUUUAUCUGAAAGGUGGUGACUUGAGGCCAGCCGCUGGAAACCCAUCCUUGCAAGGAAGCUCUCCUAUUCUCAGUUUAAACUCCCAGGCACACGAUAGAAUCGUAGAUAAUAUUUCUGUGCAUAAGGAUAAAGCCUCUGAAAGUGGUCAUUUUGCCUCAACCAGACAGAAUAAACCUCAACCACCCCCUGCAUCAAUUAGUGUAGUGCCUGCUCCAGCUUUCAUCUUCCCCGCAAACCACCAUUUGCAACCAGUCAUGGUACCUUCUAAAUCUUCUCGCCCAACAAAGAGCCCACGUGUGGCUGUUGGUUCAGCAUCUGUUAACUUCACCCAUCCAAGUUCAUCAGCCAGCGAAGUUUCUUCUCCAUAUUUUACAGUUCUUCCAAACAAUGCAUAUUCCUUUCAACUGUCAUCAACCAUCAGAGGUGGGACUCCAAGCCAGGCGGUGCCUUUCUACAAUGGGUCUUUUUACUCGCCGCAGAUGUUCCAACAACAUCCUCAGCCUCUGCAGAGACAGAGUCAAGCCCAAAGGGAGUCAAAGGCUUCAGGCUGUUCCUCAUCAUCCCACAGGCAAUUGCAACCGCAAGUUAGUGUGAAUAGUCUUUCAAGCCAAGCUAAUGUUCAACAACACCGUCAAAUGUCACAAAAGUCUGAGGCUAAAGCAGCUGGAGAUAACACUGAUUCAAGGGGAAGCCACACUCAGAAAGGAGGCCCAUUUGGCCAGAUCAUGACAGCGCCUGUUCAACCACAAAACUUUUCCAUGUCGUUUGCGUCUUUCGCCAACAGUGCUGCCCCUGCAACUCUGAAUUUCUCCUCCAAUGGGUAUCACAUCAUCUCUACACCUCCUGGUGUUGCUCACCAGAAAAACCAUCAAUCAAGUGAGGCAAAGACUGGAGGUGGAAGCUGUUCAAGCAAUGCUGAAGACCCGAAAAAGAAUCUUCCAGGGAAGCCUCCAGGGAUGAUGAAUGGACAGACGCUGGUUUUUGACAAUCCAUCGAGAACCCUCAACUUUGUUUCUGGUACUUGGCCUCCUCCUGCAGCAACAGCAAUAAAUGGAGACCCUUCAGUGUUUACCCAGCAUCUUACGCAGAGACAGCAGCAAUCUGGUCGGAGUAAAAUGAUGACUCAUUCGCAGGCUGACUCUGUUUCUGCCCCGUCAUCCCAGUGGAAAAACCCUGCAACCUCAUCAUCACUCACGUCCUGUACUUCCUUAAACCUCAAGCAGUUCCAGUCGCAGCAGCAGACCAGAACUCACGGACAGACACAGAUUUCUUUUGCAGCACCAUCAAAUCCGCAGCCUUCUCAGGGGAAACAGGGGAGAUCUGGUGGCUCUUCUUCUUCGGUCACUGGGUAUGCUUCACAUGGCAAAGCAGCAAACCCUAAGGUCAGCAAUAGCAAAGCCUUGCCAUUAUCACCUGUUCCUUUGUCACGGGAACAGACAGAGAAUUCAGCGUCCGGGUCGUCCCAGAAAACCUCUCCCGUUUGUGGAAGGACCGUGCCACCUAUUAUAACUUCGUGCCCGGGUCAUUUGUCUGAGCUAAAGUACUAGUUCCAUUGAAGCAGACGUUUAAAGCCACCAUUUUUGCAGUGUCUAGCUUCGAAUAGGCUAUUCCUAGAUGAGGUAAUACCCUAGUGCUUAGUAAAAGUACACCUCUUCU